GUGCGCAGAGAUUAUGGCUCCCGGGGCUGUCCGGCGGGCUCGGCGUCGAGCUCGGGGCACACCGCCCGCCGGGGCACGGGCCCAAUCGGCCCGCUCGGCUGAGGACUGGUGGUGGGACCGGCUGGCACCCAGCGGCUCUGGAUACCACCUGCUGCAGUCGGACAGCAUGCUGCUGGUAUUGCCCGACCCGGGGCCCGUCCGCGCACAGCGGCGCGCCCCCCGUCGCGCCCCCCGCCCGCAGCUUUCUGGGACCCGCGCGGCUGCCAGGCCCAAGCCCGCACCCACGCCGGAGCAGGGGCCCGACUCCGGCUGGGGCGACCGCAUUCCACUGGAAAUUCUGGUGCAGAUUUUCGGGCUGCUGGUGGCAUCCGAUGGGCCCAUGCCCUUCCUCGGCAGAGCUGCUCGCGUGUGCCGCCGCUGGUACCAAGCCGCCUCCCAACCCGCGCUCUGGCAUACCCUGACCCUGUUGGCCCCGCAGGCGGGCCGCCCCGGCAAAGACGGGGCCAAGGCCGAGAAGAAGCUCCUAACGUCUCUGGAGUGGCUUAUGCCCAAUCGGUUCUCCCAGCUCCAGAGGCUGACACUCAUCCACUGGAAGUCGCAAGUACACCCUUUGUUGAAGCUGGUGAGCGAGCACUGUCCCCGGCUUACCUUGCUCAAGCUCUCCGACUGCCAUGGUGUGACCCCUGACACUCUGGUUAUGCUAGCCAAAGCCUGCCCCCAACUACACAGCUUGAACAUACAGCACUCCAUGGUGGAGUCAACAGCCAUCUUGAGCUUCUUGGAGGAGGCAGGCCCUCGAAUGCGCAAGCUGUGGCUGACCUACAGCUCCCAGACCACAGCCAUCGUGGGUGCACUGCUGGGCAGUUGCUGCCCCCAGCUCCAGGUCCUGGAGGUGAGCGCUGGCAUUCAUCGUAACAGCACUCCUCUCCAGCUGCCUGUGGAGGCCUUGCAGAAAGGCUGCCCACAGUUACAGGUGCUACGGCUGCUGAACCUGAUGUGGCUUCCCAAGCCUUCUGGGAGAGCAGUGACCCUCAGCCCAGGAUUCCCUGGCCUGGAGGAGCUCUGCCUUGCCAGUUCCACCUGCAACUUUGUGAGCAAUGAGAUCCUAGGCCGCCUGCUCCAUGACUCCCCAAAUUUGCGCCUCUUGGACCUCCGUGGCUGUGCUCGAAUCACACCGGCUGGCCUGUUUGACCUGCCAUGUCAGGACCUGGAGCAGCUUCACCUAGGCCUUUAUGGCAUGUCCGACCGGCUGAUUCUAAUCAAGGAGGGUAGCCCCCUGUUGACUCAGAAGUGGUGCCACAGCCUGCGGGAACUGGACUUGAGUGGCCAAGGCUUCAUCGAGAAAGACCUGGAGCAGGCCCUCGCUGCCUUCUCCACCAUCCCUGGGAGCUCCCACCCGCCUUUGUGCUCCCUCAACCUCAGGGGCACCCGGGUCACACCCAGCACAGUCAGCCUGCCCUGCUCCCACAGCUCUGUCAUCAGCAGCUGCCCCGGUCUGCUGUACCUCAACUUGGAGUCCUGCCGCUGCUUACCCAGGGGCCUGAAGCGGGCCUACCAAGGCUCAGAGGCCAUCCAGUGGUGCCUGGAGCAGCUGCUCACCAGCCUCCCUUCUGCCAGCUAGGCAGCCUGGGUCUCAGGCCCUGCCAGUAGGCCCCACCCCGCACCUUUUUUCUCUUUGGGAUGUUUGAGCAUUAUGUUACAAUAAAAUGUGUUUUAUUUACUU
Erinaceus europaeus (western European hedgehog) is the source of this 1723-nucleotide messenger RNA. It is a transcript of the gene FBXL6, whose product is annotated as F-box and leucine rich repeat protein 6. The record is from RefSeq and is a predicted model, not a curated record. The coding region runs from base 14 to 1621 and encodes 535 amino acids. Gene Ontology annotation, biological process: SCF-dependent proteasomal ubiquitin-dependent protein catabolic process. The transcript is spliced from 9 exons. Gene Ontology annotation, molecular function: protein binding. Gene Ontology annotation, cellular component: SCF ubiquitin ligase complex. NCBI's taxonomy places the organism in Eukaryota, Metazoa, Chordata, Mammalia, Eulipotyphla, Erinaceidae.